Magnolia sinica is the source of this 934-nucleotide messenger RNA. RefSeq lists its product as uncharacterized. The record is from RefSeq and is a predicted model, not a curated record. Bases 34 to 399 code for a protein of 121 amino acids. The transcript is spliced from 2 exons. Lineage: Eukaryota; Viridiplantae; Streptophyta; Magnoliopsida; Magnoliales; Magnoliaceae.
CAAAGGAAUAAAAUCAACCGCAGCAAGCAUCGUAUGGCCCACACUGUCGGCUCAAGGAGCUUUGCUCAAGUGCAUGAAGAAGAGGUAAAUUCUUCUUUGAUUUCUAAACUUGAAAUGCCAUCAUUCUGCUUUAAUAUGAUUGUUACCAACUCAUUUGUAUUUACAUGGAAAAAGCGAGCAAAGAAUCUUGGUGGAGAGUCUCCUGAUCGGGCAACGUUAUUCAUAACGACUCAUCGGAAGAAAGAUGGGAGUGUUGUGAAUGAGGAGUUGACACAUGUUAUUGAAAUGAUCGAGGAGUUACGGGCAACUCAACUGCUGAGUUCUCUCAGAGUAGCAUUGCUCGAGACGAUCUCUUAUCCCAGAUAUUGGGACCAGAGCAUCCAAGUCGGGUCCGCAUGAUGGGGUUAGGUCCCACAGCUUCCACGUUAUGGGGCAUGAGAAAUACCAUUGCAGAACUCAGGAGGGAGACUAAUGAGUUGCGAUGACACAUGAAUGAGCGGGUAGAGCAAUUGGUGGAGGAGCAGAUGAAAGAACAGAUGGCUAAGCAUCUAAAGCAGAUGGAGCAACGGAUGACAGAGAGAAUAACAGAGCAGAUGGAGCAACGGAUGACAGAGCGAAUAACAGAGCAGAUGAUGGAAUGAAGGAGAGAUACUAUGAACUCAUUGGCUGCAACGGACCAAACUUUGGGCAAUGUACGGAAUGUAGAGGCUGACUCAGUAUCCACUCUUAGGGAUAGACCUGAGGCUGAGGGACCUCAGUCGAAGGUUCUAAAGAAUCAAUAGGUAGUUUUUUGCUGAGAUUCAUUUAUGUGUGAUCUUUUACAUAUAUAUUUAUGUUUUCUUACAUUUCAUGAGUUUUUUGUAGUUCACCAUCAUGGGUUUUGUGAUCCCUUUGUUUUUUGUAGUUCACCAUCAUUGAAUAGUUGGUCCUUUUU